Molecule: messenger RNA, 537 nt
Organism: Lactuca sativa (garden lettuce)
Lineage: Eukaryota; Viridiplantae; Streptophyta; Magnoliopsida; Asterales; Asteraceae
Source: RefSeq, a predicted model, not a curated record
AUGGCAAGAAGAUCCAAGAGUCCCACUCCUCCUAGCUCAGAAAAUGACAAGGAAGAUGAAGAAGCAGAGGGUCAUCAUGAAUCAUCAAGAGGCAAUACACCUACCAGAUCCCCAACUCCAACCAAACCCAUUCAUGACAAAAUUCCUACCCCACCUCCAUCACCGAAACAAACAAUUUCAGUAUCGGUUCCUAUCGCUCCUCCACCCACUACUUCACAACCAACGACUUCUUUACUACCACCUCCACCAGUUACUUAUAUUCCAAUUUCUACAUCUCCAUUACCACCUCCUAUAAUUUCACAAUCAACUACCACUACUUUUCCUGACCCAACAGUGGGAGUCAACGUAUCUGAUACGGGGGCAACUACUACAACCAAAACUCCAAUCAUCACUAAACCUCUUUCACCUAUCAACUCAACCGAUUCUGGUGCCACUCUCGGUGGAGAGAAUGAUGAGUAUGACUCUACAUACUUCAGUCCAUAUCAGCUUCCAUCUGAUGAAGACAAUGAUGCUCCUGUCAACAACCAACAUUUAUAG